Messenger RNA from Ananas comosus (pineapple), 1773 nucleotides. RefSeq lists its product as uncharacterized. The transcript has 4 exons. The record is from RefSeq and is a predicted model, not a curated record. The coding region runs from base 567 to 1493 and encodes 308 amino acids. NCBI's taxonomy places the organism in Eukaryota, Viridiplantae, Streptophyta, Magnoliopsida, Poales, Bromeliaceae.
AAAACCCUCGCUCACCCUCAUCCACUUCUCCUCUCCCCGAUCAAAACACUAGUGAUCGCCUCUCCUCUUUUACACCCCUUUUUUUUUGCAUUUCGAUCGAUCGAUCGAUCGAUCCCCAACAACGUCGCAGUGCGAUUCGCGAAGCUUCGAGCAAGGGUUUUGGUUUUCGAUUUUUUAGGGUUCUCUACGAGCAUCGAUCAUGCCUUCGGUGCUCGGAGAGUUCCUCCACCGCCGCCCGACCUUGAUCCCUUCGGCCACCUCCUUCCAUGGCGGAUCUUGCUCCCAUCGCCUUAAACAGCUCGAAAAAUGCGAUUUGCGUGGUAAUUUGAGUCAAUAACAACUUAGAUUCAUGGCGAUCUGGUUAUUUUAGGGUUUCCCUCUCACUCUCCUUCUCCUCCUUUCUCUCCUCCUUCGACGCGAUCUACUGGUAUCCUCUCGAUCGGCUUUUCGUGUUGUGUUCGAGUCUUAGUACUACUGAGUUUGCAUAGGGUUUCCUCUUUGGAUCUUUCGGUGAGGUUUCGGAGUUUGAAGUCAAGGCUUUGACUGCUUCCAGCAGUAGCAUCUGGAUGGGCGACGCCACUCCUGGUCCCAAAACAGAUCCAGAAUAUACUGACAGUGCAUCAUGCAUAUCUAACCUCUGCUCUGAGAAUCCGCUUGCAGAGGAUUUACGUAGUAGUUGCAAUGCAAAGAACACCGCUAAUACUGUUCCUCAAGUAGUUGCUACUUCUGCUUCUGUUAGUGAAACCGUCAAUGUAGCCACACCAGAUGAUGGCUUUGUUCAUAAUGGGCAAGUUCAGGCCCUUCAAAAACAGUCCUAUGAUGGUGCAACUUCUGAUCAGAACGAAACAGUUGAUAUAAAGGAAGCUGCAGUUUGCUUAGACUCUACUAGUUUGGCAUCCUUGGAUGCAACAAAGCAGAAAUGUUUGACGAAGUGUGCAACUUUUCCUUUCUCUAACGAGAUCCAGGAUGGUGCACUACAAGAUAGUGCGCCAACUGCAGGUCAAAGUGUUGCCUAUGAACGAUCAAUAUCUCUGCCUACUUCUUUGAAGCUUGUUUCGGCCAUGAAGGGGGGGCGCGCGAAAGAUGGGACAUCGCCAACUACGAAGUUUCAUGUCAAGUGGGCCCCAGAUGUAUACGACCCACCUAUGACUUCCAUGUCACAUACAGCAAAGAAGAGUUAUCAACAACGUUCGAAGCCUAAGAAAAAGAAUCACAAGCAGAAGAACAAGGCCAAGUCCUCUCGAGGAGGUGCUAAUGAGAGGAAACAUUUGAAUGGUAUUGGCGGAACGUCUCUUCCUCGGAAUACAAGGUUGCAAGCUGUUGGAGACAGUUUACUAUUGGAUGAACGUGGCAAAUCCACUGCAGAGGUGUUGGAGUAUGCAAAAGAAUCCGCAGCAGAGGUGUUGGAUUAUGCAAAAGAAUCCAAGUGCGGAAGCAGCUUCCUGAGGGAAGCCCUCGCAAAAAUGCAUUUCUCCACUGCCGAGGCCUCUUAAGCGGGCAUGCACUGGGACCAGUUGCCCACAACAAUGGUUGUAUAUAAAUAAAAUUGGAGACUCGAGUGUGGUGUGUCUAAUGUUUUGAUUACAUCAUCAUCGGAGAAACUUUGUUUGUUUGCUACGGUUAGAACCAUGAGAGGAAAUCGAACAGUAUAAGCGAUCUAGAGAAAGUCGGAUAUAAUGCUCUGAUAUAUAGAUAUGCUUUAUGUUGGAAACUGUUGCUUACUUUGUUUGAAUAUUUGCUGGUUGUCGUUUGAGCUUGAGAAUUUGCUAUUAA